GGUUUGGCGACUCCAACGCUGAGGCAACCAAAUACUUCGUCGAUAAAACACGUGGGUGUCCACUUGAAAACCAACAACCAAUAAUAUCACUCCGCGUGUCAGCCUGUCAAAGUUCCAUCUCGAUCGCUGACUUUGCGGGGCGGGGCGGGGCAAAUACGUAAAAUCAGUAUGUAGAAAAGCGGGGAAAUGCCCAAAAAAAGUGAGUUUUUGAGGCAAGCAGUUUCUUGGCUCUCUUUGAUUUCUUCUGAGUGAUCGGUCGAACUUCAAAUUUCAAAAUCAGGAUUCAGGACAAGCUUCUCCCAAGUUAUGUUUUAGUUUGGCAAAGUUAUAAGUACAAUUCUGGUCCCAGCUUCACCUCAUACCAAAUUCCCUGGGGAGAGAGUUGCUUAGUGAUAGGUAAUUCGGCGCCGCCUCCACCGCCGCCGACUGAGUUCAGCCUACGGAGCCUGGACUCUCUAGCCAAACUGGUCUUGCUCAUUGUUGUAUACUUACUCAGACUUGAAUCAUAGAGCUGAAGCAAGUGCAAUGAACAUGGAUUCACAGGGCCAGACAACUUCAUUACAGCGGCUUCAAAAUGUGGAGAAGAGAAUUGUCAAGGUUUUGGAGCUUGCCGGGGGAGUCAUGGAUGAGCUUUCAAGCCCUACUGGUCCUAGGAAAGAAGUGGUCCAAAACCACUGCCUCGAUUUCAUGCAAUUAAUCAAGGACAUCCAAGUGGCAUUACGUGAUGAGAUCAAAAGUGCUUGUGAGUAUCGUCCAUUUGAGAAUUGCGACUAUGGAUCAAGAAUAGGCAGUGAGAUUUGUUUCAAGAAACUGGAAUUUGUUAUGUCACAGCUGGAAGCAAUGAAACAGACAAUGGAUGAAUACCAUGCAGCUGUCUGAAUUGACCAGCAAUCCUUCCUGUUCAAACUCACUUGUUCGAAUUUACUGUGUAUGUUAUCAUAUCCACGUCAAAGAAACUGUCUAAAUACCAAAUCAAACCUUAUUUUGCCUCCCUACUCUUCCAUCCUCCUCAAUCCAAACAUAUAAAAGAAUCGGACGGGGUUUUUCUAGCUGUAUUGUAGUAUUGGGAAGCCUAUAUUGAAGAAUUGGCAUUUCGAAUUUACGGUGUAUGUUAUCAAUUCUAGGUCAUGUUCUUCUUUCCCA
Messenger RNA from Neltuma alba, 1143 nucleotides. Its product is annotated as mediator of RNA polymerase II transcription subunit 11-like. The transcript is spliced from 4 exons. NCBI's taxonomy places the organism in Eukaryota, Viridiplantae, Streptophyta, Magnoliopsida, Fabales, Fabaceae. Bases 526 to 879 code for a protein of 117 amino acids. Gene Ontology annotation, biological process: regulation of transcription by RNA polymerase II. Gene Ontology annotation, cellular component: mediator complex. Gene Ontology annotation, molecular function: transcription coregulator activity. The record is from RefSeq and is a predicted model, not a curated record.